UGGUGGUGCUAUUCUCCACCUGAAAAGGUGGAGGACAUGGCAGAGGAAAUAUCAUGGAGGGAUCUCAGUGAUGCCAAUGUACAAGCAGUAUCCAGAUCCCUACAUUUGAUGUGGUCGAUCACAACUCUGGUAAAAACUGUGUGUUCCCUCAGCGACCUGGAGGAGAACAACUGUGAAACACCUGGAACAAAGACAUUUUAUGAAGGCCUUGCCCAAAAUGACAUGCUUUAUGAGAGAAAAAGCAAUUAUAGGAUUGGCCUAAUAGAAAACCAUCGAAAGAGCCGUUCCACCAAGAGGCCUGCACAUCGUCUCACACUCCCUCGAUUUCCAUUGAAGAGGAGAUGGAGUGAGCUGGCUCUGCCCACGUUUUUCACAACCUCGCCACAAAGGCCAAGCAACAAAGGCCAGGAGAGUGAUUGUCUGAAGACAGUAAGAGUGUCUGAGGAGACGGAAAAUGCUGUCUCAUUUGGGGAAACACCUGAGGCUGAGAUAGAAGAGACCAUCACUUUUAGUACUACAACGCUGGAUUUACUGGGCGUGCUAGCAGACCGCAAAUGUGAAAUGAACCAUGAACCACAUGAUGAUGCCACCAUUAUGAAGAAUGAAGCAAGUGCAGAUUUGAGUGACCUUAUCAGCCAAAUGACAAGGGAUCUCACAUGUGCUGUGUCCCACUCACAGCAUGGGAACAUCCGAUGUGAAAUAGUCAAUGACAUAAUGAGUAUGGCAUUGCCAUCUCCAUCUCCAAAUGAGGAGCUCCAGGAGGCACCCAUAGCCUCCAACAGGCAAAGCAGAAGGAGCUGGAAAGGGGUGAGGAGGCAGCGUAGGAACACGUUUCGAAGCUUAUGCUGCUGCUUCGUCACCCCGAGUACAAAUAGCACAACAUCCAGGGUCGAAGAUGAGGCCGAGAUCCGUGGUCCCUAAACCACAGGUCUGUGUUCGGCCUGGUGGGGCGUAAGAGACACUGGAGGGAACCAGGCCAGAACAGAAAGGAGGUGUGCCCCACACCUCUUCUUCAUGCCAUACACCUCCAGCAACCUGAGAACAAGCUAUGUCAACAUCCUCCCAUGCAGAGAGGGAGGCUUGAUUUCAUUGGUCUGCAGCACUAGUGGCUGGGCAGUGAAAAUAGCCCAUUAUUCACCGGACAUGAAGAGGAAUCCAUCCUGCUCCACAGUCCACAGAAGAAAACUAGCCAACUGUGAAUGCCCUGUGAAGCUGGACCUCAACUAAUGUGAACAACAACGUUCCUCCUUGGAUCAGGUUUCAAAGGUGGAAGCCAUACUGUGCAGUUAUGCUUGCUCUGCCUUUUCUGUGAGCAUCUACCCUUCUGGAACUCACACUGUGAAUCAAUCACUGGGAGGAGUUAAGGAGAACUCAGUUGCAUGGCUAGGCCUCUACUGUGAGGUCCCUGGAGAUGAGAUAAAGACAGAAGACCCUGGUCUAAGAAGGAGCUGUGCCUAUCUCCCAUGGCUUGUUCUUCUCCAUCUUCAUAUUUCUAUGACACACUACAGCAACAGCCAGAAUCCCCUGCAUCCUGUGGAGUGGCUUCAGUGUUGGUGAUAAUAACAUUAAGUGGUACCAGCAGAU
Mesocricetus auratus (golden hamster) is the source of this 1584-nucleotide messenger RNA. RefSeq lists its product as uncharacterized. Bases 37 to 921 code for a protein of 294 amino acids. The transcript is spliced from 6 exons. The record is from RefSeq and is a predicted model, not a curated record. Lineage: Eukaryota; Metazoa; Chordata; Mammalia; Rodentia; Cricetidae.